This is a messenger RNA of Salmo salar (Atlantic salmon), 4999 nucleotides long. RefSeq names its product phosphatidylserine decarboxylase. Gene Ontology annotation, molecular function: phosphatidylserine decarboxylase activity. The record is from RefSeq and is a predicted model, not a curated record. NCBI's taxonomy places the organism in Eukaryota, Metazoa, Chordata, Actinopteri, Salmoniformes, Salmonidae. Gene Ontology annotation, biological process: phosphatidylethanolamine biosynthetic process. Gene Ontology annotation, cellular component: mitochondrion.
CAGCGGUUCAAUGCAGCCUCUCUCGGCCUUCAGGUUCGCAUCAGGCCCUUUCCUCUCCUCAUCGCCACUGGCGGAGUCUACAUGGGAUACGACCAGUACGUCCACUACAAGUACCGGGAGCUAACAAAGAUUGGUAUCGAGGUGCCUCCACGCAUCGCCAAUGAAACCCAGCUGCCCCUCCCCCCAGGCAGACCAGUCCUCCUCCAGUCUCUCACUGUCACCAGUCAGCUGCAGCUCCUCUCAGAUCAGCUGUGAAACAGUCACCCCACCUUCUGGCACCCUGCCUCUGCACACUGGUACAAAAUAACUUUGAGGCCCCUGGAACCCGGAGAGAGAGAGAGAGAUGACAGAGAGCGAAGAGAGGGCGCGAACGGAUUACCCCCCUUCACCACGUCACAUCCGUCCUACCAGAGAAGGGGGAUUGGCUUGAGAAUAGCGGAGCGAGAGAACAAGAUCCAGCGAGAGAACAGACGUGUGCACACUGAGCGAGAGAGAGGCAGCCCCAGUGAAAGAAGUGUCUAAUCUCCCCACACCUUCAGUGAUAAUGUGUCAGAGCAGGAACCUGCAGCGGGCAGCAGCGCGGAGCUCAGGGAAAUGGUGAGAUGCUGCAAGUCUUUGCACAGCCCUCCGUCUUGCUACAAUCUCCACAGAGUUAGGGUUGAUGUGCGCCGGCUCCGGCCGAUCAGCUCCUCUGGGGAGCAGGGGGGAGUCAGCGGCGGCAACAGCUCAGGCCAGGGGGCCCAAGCACUCAGCCACAGGAACCGAUUCAGGUUGCAGUUCCCUCAGUUGGCCUUGCGGCGUCGUCUUGGCCAGUUGAGCUGCAUGUCCCGGCCCGCCUUGCGGCUGCGCUCAUGGCCGCUCAGCUUCCUCUACUACUUCCUGACCUUCGGUGCACUCAAGCCCCUGGCCAAGGUUGGCUGGAGACCAACAAGCAGGGUUGCUCUGUACAAGACCAUCCCGACACGGCUGCUGUCUCGGGCCUGGGGUCGGCUGAACCAGGUGGAGCUGCCGACCUGGCUGAGGAAGCCAGUCUACAGUCUGUAUAUCUGGACGUUUGGUGUCAACAUGCAGGAGGCUGCUGUGGAAGACCUAAUUCAGUACAGGAACCUGGGAGAGUUCUUUAGACGGAAACUCAAACCGGCUAUCCGGCCCGUGUGCGACUCACACUGCGUGAUCAGCCCAGCAGAUGGGAAGAUCCUGCACUUUGGGCGAGUGCGGAACUGUGAGGUGGAGCAAGUCAAAGGAGUCACCUACUCUCUGGAGACCUUCCUGGGACCACACACCUGGGCUGAGGCCAUCAACAGUACCAUCAAGCCAUCAAAUGAAGAGGACCCCAGCUCGUUUCAGGACCUGCUGGUGACUAAAGAGGAGAAUGAGCUGUUCCACUGUGUGGUGUACCUGGCUCCAGGAGACUACCACUGCUUCCACUCCCCCACAGACUGGAGGGUGGCCCACAGAAGACACUUCCCCGGCUCUCUGAUGUCAGUGAACCCUGGCGUGGCCCGCUGGAUCAAAGAACUGUUCUGCCAUAAUGAGAGGGUGGUGUUGAGCGGAGAGUGGACACACGGCUUCUUCUCCCUCACCGCUGUAGGGGCCACCAACGUGGGCUCCAUACGUAUCUACUUUGACAAGGAGCUGCGCACUAACAGCCCACGCUACAGCAAAGGCUCGUACAACGACUUCAGCUACUUGUCCAACAACAACCAGGAGGGCGUGAGCAUGAGGAAAGGGGAGCACCUGGGAGAGUUCAACCUGGGCUCCACUAUAGUCCUUCUCUUCGAGGCUCCGCACGACUUCAGCUUCAACCUGAAGGCCGGCCAGAAGAUCCGCUAUGGAGAACCUCUGGGGACUGUGAGCCGAGAUGGCCAACCAGAGAGACACUUUCUGGGGGGAAACGGACUAAAAUAAACUGAUGGAUACACUAACAUGUGUGUACAGAUUUGAGCGGAGGUGCACAGGCUGACUUAGACACACUCAUUCACGUACGGCUGGCAUACGACACACUCAUUCACGUACGGCUGGCAUACGACACACUGAUGGACUUACAGAAAAAACUCAGUCACCACUGUUGCAUUACUACUAAGGGGUCUCCCCGUUUCUUUGACUAGAGUUUCUAUUAACAAUUUACUUAUUGCCAGUUGGACAGUUGAUUACAACUAGUGUACAUACCUGACCAGCAAAAGCAAGAUAGUUUAUAGCAAUUAGUUACAUUUACAUUCCAUAAGAAUAAUGACAUAGCUUUAAAAAAAAUUGUUGCUAAAUUAUACCCAUAUUGCCUUUUGUCAGGGGUAUCCUCUUCAACUAGGAGUUCCUCCUGAGAUUUCAGACACAAGCAGCAAGACACCAGCCUGAUUACAGAUCUGGCUAGUGCUGUGUAGCCCAACUCAUAUGGCCAUUGGCAAUACAUCACAAACAGAUCUGGGACCAGGCUAGCAAGACACAUCUCCACACAUACAGAUAACCCCUGUCACACACAGCCUCUAUCAUGUGGACAGGCUUCCCUAUACAAUGUACAGUAUACACACACCUACAGUACACAUACCACGAAGAAGGAAUGUACCAGAGGCCACACGUCUACCCUCUUCCUUCUCUAAUUUCCCUCCCUCCUUCAUUCUGAUACUGAAUGCCUUCCUGUUCUCCUUUGGUCUCUCCCUCUUCUGCCAUCCCCAGAGAAGGUGCUUGUGUUGGGGGUGAUUAUGUGGACUCUUCCCUCCCUGUGAUGGAGGUACAGACUGGCACCACUCCUCCCAGUCAGACGAGUCUGGGUCGUAUUCAUUAGGCACCUGCCAGAAGAAAACAGGCUGAAUACCUGGACUUUCCGUUGUAAAAUGUUUUGCCUCAGUCUGCCCUAAUAAAUACAACCCUGUUGUAGUAAGCCCAUGAUGUACGAUCUCUGCCAUCCCAACAAUGUGUUGUUAAUCAUCAUUAGAGUGGUAGCUAGUAGUGCUGCCUGCCUGAUGCCAAUUAUCGCUGUUGUUUUACUGUAAGUGAUGCCUAACAGGCAGUGCUUGACUUGGGACUGAGCUACCCGGAGGCCUUACCGACACUUCAAAUGUUUGAUGAAUUGCGUACCGGCUCCUCUAUAAAACAAAGUAGCCUGUCACCGGUCUAGAUUCAUACACAGAGGCAAAAAGGUUUGAUCAAAGUGGAAUGAAGGCAGGAUCUGCGUUGACUAGCAAUGGCCAAUGGGCAUUCAUUUUCUGAUUCCGCUUCGUUCAAGUUUAUUUUCCACUAGUCUGUGAAUCUGUGACUGACAGUAGGAUGUCAGUUCAAGAUUGUGCCUAUUGAAAAUGAGCCAGCCUGAAUGCGCAUAAACCCUCUUUUGGCAAAAGCCCUUCAUCAGGUCAUGAAAAGGCAUGGAAAUGUAUUUCAUGAUUUUUGCUAAUGUAAUUCAUGAAGGCACACUUAAAAAUGGACAUAUCAGCCAUCAUCGGAAUGACCCUUCAGUGUGUGUCUCUGUGCUCAUUUCUGCUGCAGGUAACAUUAAAAAAAAAUGGAACAAUUGACAAAUAAAUUGCUGUGCAUAGAUCUCCCCUGAAGAAUGAAUAUUUGAGCCUUAUAUAUAAACAUGUCUAGUGACACCUUGCUUUGAAGUAGCCUACCUUAUCCAUUUGAUCCCUGAUUCAUUUAAUGAGGGAAUCAUUUGAUAAAAACUAAAGUAUUUGGUUGUAAUGUUGCUAUAUUUUAUAUGAAAUGUGGCACCAUCCACCAGGACAGCUACUGGGUGUGCAGGCUUUUGUUCCAGCCCUGGUCUAACCACAUUGUAGCAUUAUGGAAUGGAAUGGAAAAUGUGUAUGAACUCCUAAAAUAGUCUCUGUAGCAUACCAGUUGUGUAUUUCGGUGAACAUGAUCUAACGGAUGGACUUGGAAAAAGACAGCUCCUGCACUACUUUCAUUCCAAGUCAAGCACUGCUAACAGGUGUCUACACGGAGGGGGUUCAAACCAGGUGGAUCUCUUCUAUUGGAGUUCUAUUGUAGUGUUACAAUUUAGCAUGCCAGCAUAACUCACUCACAUGGCACUUUCAUUCCUAAAUGACUGCUAAAAGGUGUAUGUCACAUUGAAUACACAUUGUUUAACAUAUGAUAAUGAGUUGAGAUGAUUGAUGACGUGUGUUAAUCUAACCCAAUCCAUUAAUGGACUAAAUCCUGACGUAUUCCUCUGAAUGGAGCCAUACCUUUUUAUGCUAAUAUACAGUACAGCCCUCUGACCGUCAUUCCAAAAACAAACCGACGACAAUGUGCAGCACUGGUGGUAGGAUCAUUGGAGAGAAUGUGGAAACUGGUACUGGCAACUCAUACUUUUGUCUUCUACUGUUCGGUUGAAUUGGAAUAAGUUGUUACUGGAAGUUAUCUGCCUAUGACAGUGUUAAAUAGCUAAAACUUUUGUUAAGACUGUAAAGCUUAAGUUAUGCUGAUAUCAAUACUAACUAUGUAUCAUGCACUUACCGUAUAAUGAUUGUGAGACCCUUGGCGGAACGUUCAGAUACCCAGGGCUGAGCUGUUUUAAAGCUAUUUUUUUUCUGUAGUUCUGUUUGUUUUAUAGUAGUGCCAAAAAUCUAUUUGGGGAAUUUUAGUUUUUCAAUUUAUUUUUUAUUUGUUUUGCUUUGAACAAAUGUGGACAUUGGUGCUUUUUGUGUUGCUGCUGCUGGAUUAAUUCUCUGCAUAAGGGGGUAGAGACCUCACCUGACUCUGACCCCUCGGUAAAGGAACUCUGAACCUUUAACUUUAGCCUCGGAGGAGUGGGGGUCACAGAUGUGACAGACCGGGGAGAUGCCGGUGACACAAACUCCCCUUGGCUACAUCGUCGUUCCACAAAGUGUUGCAUACAGAAACCAAACACUGGGGUCUGGCCUGGCUACUGCCUGUUGCACACUUGUUUUUAUAUGUACAUUGUAAUAUACUUGAAUCAUGUGACUCAUUCAACACUGCAUAGAUUUUAACCUAAAUUGUUUGAAAAGCAAGAAAACAUGUCUAAUAAAUUUUUGCGUAUUCUUAAAAA